UUUUUUACCAGCUCAAUACACCAUGUCUGACCUCGGCCGCAAAGACCUGAGCACCCAGCUCGGCGAGAAGAUCACUCCCGACUCGCAGAAGUCUACCCUCGACCAGACCAAGGAGACCAUCACCGGUGCCGCUGACAAGGCCACUGCCGCUGUUGUCCCAGAGGGCGAGAAAUCCACCACCCAGAAGCUCGGCGAUGAGACCCGUGGCACUACCAACGAUGCCUCUGCCCAGGGCAAGACUCUCCUCGACCAGGCUCAGGAGACCGUCGCCAACGCCGCUCAGUCGGUUGCCGAUGCUCUGAAGAAAUAAACGUGCUACUCGGCUUGGACACUCGGGAGAGGUUUCUGCGAUGGAACUGGCUUGAGUCGACGGAUAGGAUGAUCAACAAUGGCUUCCACAGAACACAGAGGAUAGACCCCGGCUUGCACUAUACCCCUACCUCAUAGUUAUUAUGACAAUGACGAUGACCUGAACAACUCUACUUCAUU
Messenger RNA from Mytilinidion resinicola, 489 nucleotides. RefSeq lists its product as uncharacterized. Lineage: Eukaryota; Fungi; Ascomycota; Dothideomycetes; Mytilinidiales; Mytilinidiaceae. Bases 23 to 310 code for a protein of 95 amino acids. The record is from RefSeq and is a predicted model, not a curated record. The transcript is spliced from 3 exons.